UGCUGGGCUGCCUAACAGGAUUAUCUAACAGGCCUUGACAGAAGCACCACGUUAACUAGUGCUUGGGGCAUUUUCUGCCCUGUCUGACCAAUUUUUUUAGCUUAAGAUUUUCUUCUCAGUUAAGACUAAAAGAUGUCUAACCCAAGACUAUCUGUGCUUUCCCCCCUGCUGUUCUUCUGUUUCUUCAGGGAGACCUCCUGCAUUUGUGAUGGGACAACCUGGACAAAGGUCGGAUGGGAGAUCUUUCCAGAGGAAGUGCACUACCUGAAAGUUAAGGCUCCCCCAUCCCACUGUCUACCUUACCCUCUGGACAAAUUCUGCUGCAACUUUGCUAACUUGGACCUCAUCCAGGGUUCCCUACGCCUCAUGUACAUCCUAGUGCAAGCUCUCUUCUUAAUCCUGUUUGUCUUAUCUGUGCAUUACCUAUGGAUGAAAUGGACCAGACACCAAAAAAAGCUGAAAAAGCAAGCCUCUUUAGAGAAACACAGCAGUGACCUAGAGAGCCCAUCCAUCUACGACAUUGAACAAAUACUCUGCAGACUACUGGCCACAACAUCCAUGAUGACCAAGUUCCUGAAGCAGACAAGGAAACUAAAAGUCAGAGAUGCUCAGAAACUUGGCUCAAGAAACGCAACCAGUAAGAUGAUGGAUGCAAGAUACCAACGCUGGCAGCCUGACUCCUGAGCUCCUCCGCAACGGAAAGACGGCAACCUCUCUAGCAGUCGUCCAUUUGGGAACUACCAGCCUAUAUGACUUUAAGGAAGUUUCGUCGUACUCUGACUACCCUAGCUUUACUGUUAAUCUAAACCACUACCACUGUGUAUGCUUUCGUUUACAAAUUAAAUUACAAAUUGAAUUAAA
Molecule: messenger RNA, 861 nt
Organism: Mesocricetus auratus (golden hamster)
Lineage: Eukaryota; Metazoa; Chordata; Mammalia; Rodentia; Cricetidae
Gene: Tex50
Product: testis expressed 50
Exons: 3
Coding region: 133-684 (183 amino acids)
Source: RefSeq, a predicted model, not a curated record